AUGAAAGUUCCGGGGAGACUGCAGAUCCGGAACAGACCACAACAGCUCCAACCCAACGGUGUCGUUCGGUCGCGCCGACCGAGGUUCACACAGCCACUACGGGGUCAGAACGGGGGCACAAGUAUUGCACAGCCUCCAGCUACACGACUGAAACCGUGGAUCAGAAGUCAGGUAUCCAUCAGGGGGGCAAUCGAGCGCCAGCCUCGGCAGCACGGGCCUUCACAGCAGCGGCCACAGCACUACAACUCUAAAAGACUCUCACCUGCCGCUGGUGUGGGAAGCAUCAGGCCACGAGGGUGGGUCCAACCUGCUGUCCGCACCCAAUCCAAGGGGAGGCAGUUGUUGAGGGUGCGUGCAUCCCGCCAAAGCCUGAGCAAUGGAAGGCUGGUGCAGGGGCAGGCCAUGCAGCCAUCUCACUAUUGUGACUUGCUGGAGCAUGCACCCGGUGGCAUCAGGAAACCUGUACGGCCUGCUGGGAGGACCAUUGGAAGGGCUGCUUCUGCACCAAUUCAACAGGCAAGGAGAGUGUCCACCACUGAUCUUUGCGCAAAAAAUAAGCAAUGUGGUAGCUAUGCAAGGAAUGCACGAAGGGGAGGAAGCAGGGGUUUCAGGAUGGGUGGCUUCAAGAUGACAACCCUGAGGCGGUGA
This is a messenger RNA of Ostreobium quekettii, 648 nucleotides long. NCBI's taxonomy places the organism in Eukaryota, Viridiplantae, Chlorophyta, Ulvophyceae, Bryopsidales, Ostreobiaceae. The record is from the annotation of a GenBank genome assembly.